Phialemonium atrogriseum is the source of this 885-nucleotide messenger RNA. RefSeq lists its product as uncharacterized. Gene Ontology annotation, biological process: secondary metabolite biosynthetic process. Gene Ontology annotation, cellular component: cytoplasm; nucleus. The record is from RefSeq and is a predicted model, not a curated record. Gene Ontology annotation, molecular function: hydrolase activity. The transcript has a single exon. NCBI's taxonomy places the organism in Eukaryota, Fungi, Ascomycota, Sordariomycetes, Cephalothecales, Cephalothecaceae. Bases 285 to 758 code for a protein of 157 amino acids.
CAUCGCCAGACCCAACCCUCCACCACCCCCGCAUCCUCUGCCUCCACGGCGGCGGCACCAAUGCCCGCAUCUUCCGCACCCAGUGCCGCGCCCUGUCCGCCCACCUGCGGCCGCACCACUUCCGCCUCGUCUUCGCAGAGGCCCCCUUCCCGUCCCGCCCCGGCCCGGACGUCCUCUCCGUCUACCGUGACUGGGGCCCCUUCCGCCAGUGGGUCCGCGUCCCAGGGUCCAGCGACGCAGACGCCGACGCGCAGGAGGCCGUGGGACGCGCGCUGGUGGCGGCGAUGGAGGGGGAUGAUGCGGUGGGGGGCACGGGGGAGUGGGUUGCGCUGCUGGGGUUUAGCCAGGGCGCGAAGCUCGCUGCCAGUUUGUUGUUGAUGCUGCAGCGGCGGGCUGCCAAGGGGGAGUCGUUCCGGUUCGGGGUGCUGAUGGCCGGGCGGGCGCCGCUGAUCGCCCUGGAGCCCGGGGUUGUGGCGUGGCCGCCUGGCAGCGGGGAGGAGUGGAAAGAUGGCGGCGGCGGCGGUGAUGGUGGCGGGGCGGCGACUCCGUUGUUGCGGGUGCCGACGAUUCAUGUGCAUGGGAUGAGGGAUCCGGGGCUGGAGAUGCAUGUGGAGUUGCUGCGGCUGUGCUGUGAGAGGGGGAGCGCGAGGUUGGUGGAGUGGGAUGGCGAACAUAGGCUGCCGAUUAAGACGAAGGAUGUGUUGCCGGUUGUGGAGCAGAUAUUGGCUGUUGCGAAGGAAACGGGAGUUCUCGUGUAGUGCCCGGCUUUGGUUUAUCUGUGUUCUAAUUACACCACCUCGCUUAUGACCAGUUGAUUGGACUACCUGAUUUCAAUCAUCCCUAACUGUCUAUAAUGUGCUGGAAUAUAUUCUCUAUCCAUUCGAA